Labrus mixtus (cuckoo wrasse) is the source of this 1978-nucleotide messenger RNA. RefSeq names its product transcription factor AP-4-like. Bases 280 to 1272 code for a protein of 330 amino acids. Gene Ontology annotation, biological process: regulation of transcription by RNA polymerase II. The transcript is spliced from 7 exons. The record is from RefSeq and is a predicted model, not a curated record. Gene Ontology annotation, molecular function: RNA polymerase II cis-regulatory region sequence-specific DNA binding; DNA-binding transcription factor activity, RNA polymerase II-specific; protein dimerization activity. Gene Ontology annotation, cellular component: nucleus. Lineage: Eukaryota; Metazoa; Chordata; Actinopteri; Labriformes; Labridae.
GACAUACACACACACACACGUAGUAGGCGGAGGCAAGAAGCCACACACACACAUUGGAGGGAACCCCAUCAGCUGUGGGAAGCAACACAGCUUGAAGUUACUUUUAUUUUUCUCUCGUUUCUUCAUAUUUCCUGAAGCUGUUUCUGUAAAUGUGCAUUAUAAGGGACUGAUUAACUGAGCUGUGUGUGUGAGAGAGACCAACAUCGUUAUAUUGUAAGUAGAGAAGAGGAAGGUGGAGGAGGAGGAACAGACUGAAAACACGGACUACAUAAGGAAAGCAUGGAAUACUUCAUGAUGCCGACAGAGAAGAUCCCGUCCUUACAGCAGUUCAAGAAGACGGAGAAGGAUGUGAUCGGCGGGCUCUGCAGUCUGGCUAACAUCCCCCUCAGUCCGGAGACGGCUCAGGACCAGGAGAGGAGAAUCCGCCGUGAGAUUGCCAACAGCAACGAGCGCCGGCGCAUGCAGAGCAUCAACGCGGGCUUCCAGUCCCUGAAAACACUCCUGCCCCACACAGACGGAGAGAAGCUCAGCAAGGCCGCCAUCCUGCAGCAGACGUCAGACUACAUCUUCGCCUUGGAGCAGGAGAAGACACAGCUCCUGGCUCAGAACAACCAGCUCAAACGCUUCAUCCAGGAGUUUAGCGGCUCCUCCCCGAAGAGGAGGCGAGCGGAGGAAAAGGACGAAGGCAUCGGGUCUCCAGACACGCUGGAGGAGGAGAAGGUGGAGGAGCUGAGGAGGGAGAUGUUGGAGCUGAGGCAGCAGCUGGAUAAGGAGCGCUCAGCACGUAUGCAGCUGGAGGAACAGGUUCGUUCUCUGGACACCCAGCUGCACCCCGAGCGUCUGAAGGUGAUCACCCAGCAGGUGGAGGAGGAGCAGGCUCUCCUGCAGAGCCAGACGCUGUUACGGCUGCAGCAGAUCCACGCCGCUGACAGACAACCACACAGUCCGAAGGUGUUGGCCCCACCCACUCCUCCUGCACCAACCCACCACCCCACAGUGAUCGUCCCAGCCCCUACACAGCACCCCCACCAUCACGUCACCGUGGUAACCAUGAGCCCGUCUGCACACACCAGCACUGUGUCCACGUCCAGACAGAACCUGGACACCAUCGUGCAGGCCAUCCAGCACAUCGAGCGCACUCAGGAGAGGAGAGCGAGCGCCGAGGACGAGCAGAGGCGAGCGGUCAUCGUCAGCCCCGCCCACGUGGCCAUGGACACGGCAUGCUCGGACACAGACACCGACACAGAGGGGGAGGACUGCUCGAUGAACUGAUCGGCCCCCAGGAGCGCACACACUCACACACGCAAACACUUAAAAAAAACUCCAGACCCCUCCUCACUGUAAGAUUCCCUCCAGGAGCUCGACUACUUACCACAAACACAAAUCUUCUUCGGCAUUAUCCAAACUCUCCCAUCCAGCGGUGAAGCUCUGCGUCCGCCUCGUAUGGUCAGAUCUCGGAGGACUCGGGGGGGGGGGGGGCGUUCAGCGUGCCAGCGAGACCCCGUGGGGUCCGAGCCGGUCUGUGGCGAGCAGAAACCUUGACGGACUCCUCAAGUCAGAAGCUCUCCACAUCAGUCCGUCCAACACGUGUGUUUUCAUGUUUGCUUCAUACGGCCGCAGUGUGACGCCGGCACGCUGACCCCGACAUGCUGGCAUUUUCUCCGUGCUACACGUUGACGGAGAGUUGAAUGUAGAAACACGAUAAUCAAGCAGCUCUUCUUCGACGGGAUGUGACCGUCACUUGUUCCUUGCCCAGUCUUAAUUAGUUUAUAUCUGCGUCCUGAUUGGUUCGCUGAUAUUUUGGCGCCAGCGGCUACAAAAACUCCCCAGACUGGAAACUCCAACAGAAGGCAUUUGUAAAUUGUUGGGAAACUUCAAAGCUAAUUGGAAGAUGUUUGAAUGAGACGUCUGAUUUACUUGAAAAGUUGUUUUCAUAUCUAAGCCCUUAAAGAAAAUAAGCUGUUGAACAAUUUUAAUU